This is a messenger RNA of Amoebophrya sp. A120, 4454 nucleotides long. The record is from the annotation of a GenBank genome assembly. Lineage: Eukaryota; Dinophyceae; Syndiniales; Amoebophryaceae.
GAGGAACGUCGCCUGGCGAAAGUGCUUGAAGUGGUGUAUCUAUGUGCAUGUAGCUUCCGCAUGCAAAUUGAAUGAUUAUGUAUUGGUUCUUUGUCAAAACCAAAAGUAUAGUGACUGGUGACGACGCUUGCAAAAGAAAUGGAGCAGGAGCUAACCUAUGAAAUAGCAAUUAUAUAUAGUUACCUACAUUACCUAUACAGUGUGAACGUCGUCCCAGCAGACGGCUCGUGACGCGAAGCGGUAAGGCAAUCCAAUCGCGAACUUUUCACAAAGAUUGCACACCAGCAGAAGUCUGUGUGCGACGGAGCGUCUCAUGGAUCGUCAUAAUGUGCGUUUGAUCAGAUGCACAACUAAAACAAGCGUAAAACUUUCAUAUAUCUACUUGAAAUUCGAAAUCCGAAUGAAAAUGAAUGAGCCAGAGAUCUCUCAGUCUGAGGAGGUGUUCCUGUGUGGAAAAUUAGAAAGCAUUUUCCAGCUCAAUUGAAUUUGAAAUUCAACAGGAUCCCAAAUGAUCCAUGACAUCGGUAAAAAUUUUUAGAGUUAGACACUGACUCGCAAAAUACAAUCCGAAUAUCUGCAGGAUUUCUUUCAUUUCACAUGUUUUUUAAGAGAGAAGGCGCCUUAGUGUAUUUACUUUUUGUUUUUUAAUGUUCACAGACAGAUCAGAAGCAGGACGACCAUUACUGUAGAGAAAGGAAGAAGCGCUUUUUUUGUUGUCGUUGACUUUGCAAUCGUUAUUUUGGUUGCAUAGCAGACUAUGACUACUUGAGAAUUGUUUGGUCAAAUCAACCCUAAACCCUAAAACCCUUAGACUUAGAAGUUUCAGCAUCAUCAUGUUGAGUCGGAGUAAUUUGAUUCAAGAGUUGGACCCUAACGAGCGGGGGAACGGCGGCGAAGUGGCGUUAUUGGAACUUGAUGGCGCAAAGGCAGCGUAUAUUCGUAAGGCGGCAGUCUUCUUUCGAUCGACAGUUAAGGAUGCUAGGGCUCAUGUGAACAAGGAGAAUCUUCUUGCGGCGGACAAGACAGCCAUCAAGGCAUCUAGUGCUGGGUUCAAGAAGGGAUUUUUGUUGAAGUGAGAGCAGGUGGCAUGCAGUUGCGCAAGCACUGCUCCUCACACCGGAGAAGGGAGCGGAAGGAUUUGUAAAGCAAUUUGAGAAAUUGAAAUCUGAAUCUCAACCAAGUAAGUAAAAGAAUAAUAGACAUUAUUAGAAGUCCUGACGACGAGGACUACCUGUAGGAGUUGGAGUGUGUGCCACACGACUGUCGGGAGGUAGGUAGCAGCUUUUUUGGAAAAUGCUUGCAAGCUGCGCAUCCUCCCCUGCUGGAGCGACCUCUUGCCCUGGAGCGGGAGCCACUGCGACCGACACAGUACUAUCGUUGCGGGAGGCACGUAAACAGCGAAAGCAAGCAAAGCAGGUGGCCAAGCAACAGCCUGGAGCGGGGAAGUGCAAUUUUUUCCUUUCCCACAAAGCGCGCUUCUGUAAGUUUCCACAAAUGGAGGGCUCGCAAUUUUGUGUCUGUCACAACUUAACCACGGCCCCAGCGGCCCCCGCGCUCGUGGUAGUGGAGCGAGCUCCCAUAAUUCCAGGUGACUCCUGUUCGAUUGUAACAACAAGAAUUGACCCGAAAUUGGAAACAGUGGCAGUGCCAAAUGAAAACGGGCCCCGAGCAGACCAAAGGCAGGAUGAUGACGAUGUUCUGUGCCAGUUGGUGCCUGAAGCCUAUGCAGAAAAAAAGAGAGACAGCUCUCAAGCUCGACGCGCACGGACACGAGCAUGGAACUUCUCGAAAAAUGGCGCAUCCCGCAAUCGCAUUCCGUGCCCACUAGAUCCCACUCACAGCAUCUACGAGGACCAGUUGGAGAAGCACGUGCAAAAAUGUUCUAAAAACGCUCAGGAGAAUUUCGUAAAGGCCCAGCCUUGCUAUCGCCAGGGAUGCAACCUUCUCGGAAAAUUUGAGAAUGCACGCGAAUGGAGAGGUGAGUUUCGGAUUGACGUGAAAGCGGUACGGAACCUCUACCCCGACCGCUUGGUUCAGGAGAAGAAUUUUGCAAAGAUUAAAGCCACCUCAACCUGCAUGAAGAUGGACGUGCUCAACGGGAACAAUGGUCGUAGCCCGGCCACCUCUGAGAAGUUCUCGCAACCGGAGGACGCUGACGUGGGAGCCGUAGCACGCGCACGCGAAGAUCUACCGCUAAGUUCAUCCUCGGCGCACGAAGGCGGAGAAAUCGCAAGUGCGCAGUUUUCGAGGAGAGAUGCCGAGGACGAUCACGCAGCGGGGGCGGAGUCGGCGGCUAAGCUUGCGGGGAUGAUCAAGAUUCAUGACAUGGACCUCUCCUUCUGGCUUCCGCUUGUGCAUGCAGCGUACCGGGCCGCCUGCAAAAUGCUUGAGCUCUCGUGUGGCGAAGCGGAUGCGCUCGCAAGGGGGUGUCAUUUUCGUCGAGGCGGUUCCUUCACCAAUGUAGGCACCGCACCGAAACCGAAUCCCCGAAAGAGCUUUAGUGCAGCGCUGGUUGCGAACAACAAUAAUAAAUCAGAUGAGAAGGUGGACCACGAGCAAGAUGUAGGUACAGCUGCCGGCUUUGAGCUUCAUCGCCAACGUGAAGCUUUAGGUGAAGCGACCCGGUACACGAACAGUAAAGAUAGGCAGGAAGGCGAACAAGAACAACUAACUGCGACUUCCUUUCCGCCUGCGAAAAAACGACGAAAUGCAAAUGGGGCAGCCUGGUCGGACGAAAUAAUGAACUCGAUGCCACAACCGGCACCGGAAGGACGGGGGCCGGAGCUGCGCCUCGAAGUGGAGAAGCAGGUAGAGGUUCUGGAUCGGGUGGCAGAGCGUAUCGCCGUGCUAGAAAAUGCGGAUGGCAAGCACAAUCAGCAAAGCCGGAGCCUCGUCGAAACUUUUCUCGCAGAGGGGUUGUUAGCCGGAUGCGUCACAUGCGAACAAGAAACCAACCAGGAGGUCAAAAUUGGCAUAGAAGACUCCUUCGGAACCCAUUCACUGAUCGGUCGUAGUAGCGACGAAGAGAAACAACUUUUGUCGCCACCGAAAGACGAAGUAGUCGUGGGCGCUUCCACUAAUACUAGGGCUCCUCGCUGCCAUGAUGAAAGAGCGGGAAAACAGUUAAAAUCUCGCGUCACGACAACAACCGGGGUAGGAGUGCCAUUCUUCCUUGAGUAUGGAAGCGGGAAAGCGGGUCUCUCGAGGUGGUUGGGGCUUGCAUUCUCGGAGCUAGGCGGUGGAGCAGGCGCUGCGCAGUUUUUUGCGAUUGAGCGUGAGGCUCGCCGAAACAAGGCGGAAAACAAGCUGUCGUUGCCCAUCACGCGUCUGCGUCUGGACAUUGCUGAUUUCAAUCUUCAACAGCUGGUCAGGAAGGAUCACCCGCACACUAUGAAGCCCAGACUGCUGAACAGCGCAGAUGGUACACCAAAAAAUCCUGGAAGUCAUAAGCUUUUUAUUGAAAACGGGCCAAAUGCAAAUAUUAAUAUUGGAAAAGGGAAAGGCGAAGGCCCUGGCAUCAAUUUUGCAAAGAUGCCCGAAAACCAGAGAACACUGCUGCAAAAUGCCUGGCGCGUGUUUGACAAUCGUCCUGCUUGUAGCAGUGUGGUGGUGCACGCUAAACACCUAUGCGGCGGUGCAACAGACCUUGCUUUAUCCAGCCUUGAAUGUCUCAGCGAAGACGUUUGCGAAGAACAUCCACCGACUGUUGACAACAGCGGAAGCAGGAGCAUCACCGCUAAAGUGGGCAUUGCCACGUGUUGCCACCAUCGCUGUGACACAAAGACCUACGUAGCGCCCAAGUUCCUAGAGCUGCUUCUUCGCGAGGUAGCUUCGGGCUGUGUAAAGUUACGCGACUCCCAAAUCGAGGAAGAGCAGACAACACCGUCAAGGAAUGAGGAUUCAGACUCGUCGAGCCAUAAUAUCCAUACUACAGCUUGCGCCUCGCUUCCGUUGAUCGCUUCUACUACAGACGCAAGUGAAGGAACCCUGCUGUCACACAGGACGAUCACGGUGCAGGAGUUCUUCGAGGCGUUACUUCCUCUGACUUCGUGGGCCACCUCGGAUUUGAACUCGGCCCAGAAGCGGUUCGUCGGCGUGAAGGCGAAACGCAUUUUGGACCUGGGGCGAGCCUGGUACUGCCACACCGUAUUGGGAAUGGAGCGCGCACGUCUCCUGAAUUACGUCCCUGCAACGACUUCCCCGGAGAACGCAGUGCUACUCGCAAUAUAGAAGCAGUAUAUCGCGGCUACAAGAUAAUGGGCGACCCUCUUCUUGCUGACCUAUAGCUAUAUUAGAAUCCAGGUGGACAAGACAAACAAUAUUGGCUAUCAACAAAUCAUGCAGACGAAUUAUAGCAAAGAAUAUUACGCACACGCAGGCAGUAUGAUACCGGUCAAGGGCCCCUAGAAGCAUGGCGCCAGAAUCAGAUUAGCAUUCUGAGCCCCGUUGUUCCC